This is a messenger RNA of Misgurnus anguillicaudatus (oriental weatherfish), 1681 nucleotides long. RefSeq names its product aquaporin-4. Gene Ontology annotation, molecular function: water channel activity. Gene Ontology annotation, cellular component: plasma membrane. Gene Ontology annotation, biological process: water transport; transmembrane transport. NCBI's taxonomy places the organism in Eukaryota, Metazoa, Chordata, Actinopteri, Cypriniformes, Cobitidae. The record is from RefSeq and is a predicted model, not a curated record.
AGGCUUAAUUAAAGAUUUGCUGAAGUACAAGACUUGAUUCUUGGUUUAAAGGCCAAAAGAAAAUCCCCAUUGUAUGUUUAGCUCAUCUAAAACAGGCCACUUAAAAGAGGCGUCUAGCACAGCAGCAUCAAAAUAGAUGUCAUGGCAACUGAAUCAGGCCAAAUGAGCUGUCACCAUGGUAAUGAUCACAGUACUUCACAAGUAGGAUGAUGAAAGGAGCGAAACGGCUGAUAAUAUAUGCGCACGCUGUGUUUUCAGCCAAUGAUCAUUUGAUAAAAGAUGUUAUCAGGGAAACACAUAUAACAGCUAUUAGGUAAAAAUAAUGUAUUGUAUUUGUUGUUCUUUCCAAUUUUCCGAUGCAAUUGCACCUGCAACUUUCUUUUCAAGCAAUAGUUUGACAAAUCAUGCCAUGGGUUGUUGUUGAAAACUUCACGUCCCAUUGAACUUGAUGUUUAUAUGAUACAUGCUGCGUGUAUAACUCAUGGUGUCCUGCUGUGGAGGUUUAUCAGCCUGUGAUCUCUGAUAAGCAUUUAGCAGUGAUAGAGAUGGGGGGUUGAUCCCUUUGUGUUCGGCCUCCUGCAGUCUCCUCCACUGGAAUUAAUUAUCCUCUUUCUGACAGAAGACACUCAUCUAUUUCAUUACACACAAACACACACUGACACACAAACAUCACGAUAAACAUACAGAUUGACCGACGGAUUAAGUUCAUACCACCUGGAAUGGCAAUAAAAGAGGAACUGAGGAGUCGUCAGUUUUGGCAGGGGAUUCUGGCAGAGGUUUUGGGUUCUCUGGUCUUUGUAUCUGCUGUGUUGGGUUCUUUAGUCCCAGGGUCGGACGGGGUCUCCCCAGGGCCCAUCUAUCCAGCACUGGCUGCUGGUAUGGCCACUGUUGUUCUGGGAUAUUGCUUUGGUGAAAUCAGUGGGGCGCAGGUGAAUCCUGCAAUAACUGUGGCCCUUAUGGCAACAAGGAAGGUGGAUGUCUUCAGGGCUCUGGUUUAUCUGGUUGCUCAGUGUCUGGGUGGAAUCCUGGCAACUGGUUUGCUUUACGUCUGCCUGCCUCUGAAAUCCAUUGCGCAAAACUUCAUUAACAAGGUUCCAGUGGACAUGAAUGCAGGUCAAGCUCUUGGCAUGGAGAUGCUCGCCACAUUUCUGUUGGGUUUUACUGUAUUCUCCGUAGAAGAUCAACGCAGGAGGGAAAGCACUGAACCGGGAAACUUGGGCAUUGGGUUCGCUGUAAGCACUGCAAUCUUCAUUGCUGGCAGAUUUUCUGGUGCUAGCUUGAACCCGGCCCGAUCCCUUGGUCCAGCUAUAAUACUCGGUUACUGGGAGCACCAUUGGGUCUACUGGAUUGGGCCAAUAUCAGGUGCAGUCUUGGCUGGGAUGUCUCAUGAGUUCAUCUUUGCCCACAGUGCAUCCAGACAGAAGUUAGUUGCUUGUCUUACCUGUAAAGACAUUGACAUUGUGGAGACAGCCAGCGUAUCUCGAUCUUCUCUCUCCACUGUCACACAGAGCGCCAUGAGAAACAAACAAAGCAACAAACUUGAGCACAGCUAAACUAAAGCUCAAGAGAGUUCAACAAGCACAGAGUGUUUGUAUAGUUUUCCACCAAUUAAUUUGAGAUUAGGCCUUCGAACCACACAGGACCAAACCUCUCCAUCUGAAAGAUGAAUUCCUGUUGGAAU